AUGGCCUCCCAUUUGGCGAAUAUUUUUGGUACUGAGCAGGACCGUGUGAACUGUUCGUUCUACUACAAGAUUGGUGCAUGCCGACACGGCGAUCGCUGCUCCCGCAAGCACAUUCGUCCUCCCUUCUCCCAGACCAUUCUCCUACCAAACGUCUACCACAACCCGAAGAACGACCCUGUUUGCAAACUCUCCGACAAGGAGCUGCAGGAGGGCUUUGAUGCAGUAUAUGAAGAUCUUUACUGUGAACUAUCCAAGUUUGGCCAUCUUCUAGAACUGCAUGUCUGCGACAACGUCGGUGACCAUCUGAUUGGCAACGUUUACGCGCGGUACGAAUGGGAGACGGAAGCACAGGCGGCGGUGGAUAACUUGAACGAUCGGUGGUAUGCAGGACGUCCGCUAUACGCCGAACUCUCGCCUGUCACCGACUUCCGCGAGGCUUGUUGCAGGCAAAACGAGAAUGGCGAGUGCAACCGUGGCGGCUUCUGCAACUUCAUGCACCUCCGGCUCGCGUCGAAGGAACUCGUUCGCCAACUUCGUCAUGGCCAACGUCUUGAACGCAAGGUCAACCCCCCCAAGACUGCGGGUGGUGGUGGUGGUUGGGAACCCGGACAGCGCCAGCGCGGACGUGGACGUAUGACUUCGGACUGGACUGCUUUUUUACAUGCUUGCCGCGAUUGCGGGGUUGCCACUGCAGACCGAGUACCCCGCGCGCUUCUCUCGAAAUUGGCUGUAUGUCAACUGCAUCUUACCUCGAUUUGUAACGCCUGGGAUGUUGGCGCUGGACAAGAGAAUCGUCGUGACUCCACGUCGCUGGCACACUUAGACUUGGGGGUGAAAUAA
Peniophora sp. CBMAI 1063 is the source of this 840-nucleotide messenger RNA. The record is from the annotation of a GenBank genome assembly. NCBI's taxonomy places the organism in Eukaryota, Fungi, Basidiomycota, Agaricomycetes, Russulales, Peniophoraceae.